CUGCACUUACCAUUCCACACCCUUCAAGCUCACUUCAAGACCCUAGCAUCUACAAUGAGUGCUCAGAAGACCGCCACUGCCUCCUCUGGGGCUCUUCCGUCCAAGGUCGGCAUCACCGUCUUCCCAGGCUUUGAGCCCCUUGACGCUUUCGGGCCCCUCGAGGCGCUCUAUAUGCUAUCCAGCAACUUCAAGCUCGACCUCUACGUCAUCGCGUCCACGCUAGAUCCUGUCUACACCGGAACCAACGACCCACAGUUGAACAAGGCGGGCUCGCGCUUUGGCGUGAACAUCGUCCCGACGCACACGUACGAGACCGUGCCCGAUGACCUGGAAGUGCUGCUCGUCCCUGGAGGCGCUGGGGCGGCCGCGCCUACAAUAGCGCCCACGGUCGAGUUCAUCAGGAGGGCGUACCCGAAGCUCAGGUACCUGAUCACGGUCUGCAAUGGCGCUGCGGUUGCUGCUGCGGCGGGCGUACUAGACGGCAAGCGCGCUACGACGAACAAGCUGUAUUGGAAGAUGAUCACCGCCUCAAGCCCAAACGUGAACUGGGUGCGUACGGCGCGGUAUGUCGUGGACGGAAACUGUUGGACGUCCGGAGGCGUUAGCGCGGGGAUUGAUGUCACCUUAGGGUGGAUCUCGAAGUUGUAUGGGGAGGACAGGGCACGUACCGUGGCGAAUAUCAUGGAGUACGAGUGGAGACAUGAUCCGAACUGGGACACUUUUGCAUACGUGCAUAGGGACGACGUGGACGUGUUCGGGGGCGGUGUGGCAUUCGACUGAGACCGACUAGGGAUUCCCAGCGGGACUUUACGAUAUUGACUGAGUUGCUAGCAAUUACAUCCAAGUCACUACGUCAUCAGGUCAAAUUCAGAAGCGAUUCCUACUCCAUAUCUUGUCUCCUUGAUCACCGUGCGGUUGAAAGAGACGGAAGGACGCUAGUGGGAGAUGAUCGCGGCGAAGCAAAGAUGGCAUAGUCUUCUUUCUGCUACUCCUACCUUCGGCGGAGAUCCCACAUAUCAUCCAGGAGGACGCUAACAAUCAUACAGUACCACUUCAUCACAAGGACAUCUGUGCGCAAGAAGGUUGGUGGGAUGAACGGAAGAGUCUGAGAUGGAGGCAACAUACAUGAGAGAGAUCAGACGAAUUCACGGCUGGGCCGGGUUGGCUGAGCCCGUUGCUGAUUGUAGGGACUAGUGCACGGACGCGGUGACAGUACAAAAUCCAUCGAGUUGCUCUUCAAACCAAUCACUGAGCAACUGUGCUGGCAAAGCCGGUGAUCCGGUGAUAAUCGCAUUCGAAGGUAUGUGAGUUUUGACGGUGUUUGGACUGUCGGGAUAUUCAUGGUACUCGCCACGGCGCUGUAGGACUGUGAUGUUCAGGGAUCCUGACCGUGAGCUGUCAAGUCUGACAAGGGGAUGAUGUCAAACAUAAGGCAAAACACAUCGAGGUUCUUGAAGCUGAAGUGUGCAAGAGAGGUCUUUACAUGCGUUGACGAGCUCGACUGUAACGUCAAUGGAUGGAUAUAAGUUAAUAUGAGGCGGAGAAGGACAUGUGUACCCACGCUCGGAACAUCCUCCUCUGAGAACGCUUAGACCCUGCGUUGGUAUGAACGCCACAGAUGAAUGGAGCGAUGUCCUUUCGGCAGGUCCGGGAUGUUAGAAUAUAUUGACGUAGUGAUCCAAAUUCUUGAUUAGGGUAUACAAGCACGGAUACAUAUUUCAGUCCAGUAGACGUACGAUCAAGCUCUCGAGGUCCAUCCGAAUGGAUCGGGGGUUGAUUGCGGAAUGCCUCCCCAUUGUGGAGUCACCGUCUCCGAUCUCGAGGUGAACUGUGCGGUGGCAUUCGCCGUAGCAUCGUUGGUGUUCGCUGACGCUGUGAGCCCCAUGAGGCUUUGCAUGAUGGUGUCCACAUCGUCAGACGACGGGACGGGAUCGUCGAGCACGGCAUCAGCGCUCUUAACGGCCGUCUGGUCGAAGAGCUCGUCUUCCUCGAGCUUCUUCACCGCGGCGCGUAAGUUAUUCAUGACUUGCUCAAACAUCUGCUUCUCUUCCGCCGCUGUGAGUUUGUGGCGGGAUAGGGGACGGGGUAGUAUAAGAGGGUCUCUGUUCGCCUCGUCUUCCUCAGGCCGAGGUCUGUUGAUGCCAACCAUCUCCUCGCAUUUUCGGACAAAGUCGUGCUCGGAGAGCUCGGAGUCAACACUUGUGGUCUCAUCUGGCCCGUAGUCUGUGCCGAUGGUGCUCGAGGGCGACGGCGCCCUCAUAAUGGUGGGCACAUACUGGAGAUCGGUGGGAUGAACGAUAUACGGCUGGCUGGGCAUCCUGGAGGUGAUGAGAACAAGGCCGGCC
Molecule: messenger RNA, 2345 nt
Organism: Dichomitus squalens LYAD-421 SS1
Lineage: Eukaryota; Fungi; Basidiomycota; Agaricomycetes; Polyporales; Polyporaceae
Product: class I glutamine amidotransferase-like protein
Exons: 3
Coding region: 55-780 (241 amino acids)
Source: RefSeq, a predicted model, not a curated record